Molecule: messenger RNA, 1458 nt
Organism: Exophiala xenobiotica
Lineage: Eukaryota; Fungi; Ascomycota; Eurotiomycetes; Chaetothyriales; Herpotrichiellaceae
Exons: 1
Coding region: 1-1458 (485 amino acids)
Molecular function (GO): lyase activity
Source: RefSeq, a predicted model, not a curated record
AUGCCCCCAGCUUUAACAACAGAGGUUGCCGUCAAUGGCAGCACUGCAAACGCCGUCAACAGCGCCACCCACUUCGCCAAACCUAUCGCCGUGACAAGUAUAUUCGCUUCCUUCGUCGCCAAUGCCCGCACCGACUACCUUACCCAGCAUGUGCGAGACCGACUGAAAGAAUACAUCAUCGACUACAUCGGCGUGACCCUCGCCGCCAGCCAUUCCUCAGAUUCGACUCAGCCAAUCCUGGCCGCAGUCAAAGCCUUAGGCGGCGCUACAGGAUCAUCCACGGUCCUCGGCAAGGGCAAAUCCUUCACGCCUCAAUAUGCCAGCCUCCUCAACGCCGCAUUGGGCCAUAGCCUCGAUUUCGACGACACAUACGCCAAAGGCACUCUGCACGCUGGCGUCACCGCCAUCGCCGCCGGACUGACCCAAGCCGAACUUCUCGGCGACCAAGCCGACAUGGACCGCUUCCUCCUCGCCGUCGCCAUCGGGUACGAAAUCACCUGCCGGCUGGGCAAGGAACUCGGCAACGAGGCGUAUUCGCGCGGGUUUCACAAUACCUCGACGGCCGGCAUCUUCGGCGCCGUUGCGACCAUCUGCGUGCUGAAAUCCCUGCCGGCGGAAACCAUCUCGAACGCCUUUGGUCUGGCGGGCUCCAAGGCCGCCGGGUCGAUGCAGUAUCUCGAGAACGGCAGCUGGAACAAACGUCUGCACCCGGGAUUCGCGGCGCACGAUGCCUUCAUGGCCGUCGCGCUGGCCGAAGCAGGCGUCAUUGGCGCGGCCAAGAUCUUCGAGGGCACGUUUGGGUUUUUGAACGCCUACUCGCCCAAAGAGGACAAGGACCUGGUCUAUCUCACGGCCGAGCUAGGCAGUAGGUGGGAGUUCCUCGAGACUUCGCUCAAACCGUUCCCCGCGUGCCGGAUGACGCACGGCUUCAUCGAGAACGCGACCAAGCUCGGCCGGGAACGCGGGUACACCAAGGCGAGCGACGUCAAAUCUAUAACGCUCUCGCUCAGUCCGGCGAAUGUAAGCGUCGUGGGCGCCCCGAUCCCGAAUAAGAUCCAUCCGGAGAACAUGGUCGACGCGCAGUUCUCGGCGUACUUUACCACGGCGAACAGCUUCCUGUACGGUUCGGAUAAUGGCGUGCGGUGUUAUGAGAAGGACCGGCUUAUGGACCCGGAGAUCAGGGCGUUGACCGACAAAAUUACCUGCAAGGGGGACAAAGCGAUCAAGCAGUUCGGAUCGAGGAUGAAGGUCGAGUACGCCGAUGGCAAGACCGAGGAAGUCGAUAUUCCGUACCCGCUGGGCGAGACGCAGCAUCCAUUCACGAGAGAACAGGUCGAUGCGAAGUUCUUUAGUUUGGUAAAUCCGGUAUUUAGGGAGAGGAGGGCGACGCAGAUUCGAGAUAUGGUCAAUGCUAUUGAAGGGCAUACUGUUACAGAGCUGCUAGGCACGUUAUAUUGA